This is a messenger RNA of Leptosia nina, 393 nucleotides long. Lineage: Eukaryota; Metazoa; Arthropoda; Insecta; Lepidoptera; Pieridae. The record is from the annotation of a GenBank genome assembly.
AUGUCGGGUUAUAAGCGUUCGCCGAGGCGCCCCCCUCCCCCACCGCCGCGCCGUUUGCGCGCGCUCGCACGCCAUUGGCCCGCCGCCGCGGUCGUCGUGCCCUUCCCGCCUCACGCGCAGCGUCUAGAUUUUAGAUUUCAAAUCUCGACCGUUUAUUUCGCGGUGAGCGUCGUUAGCGCGCGGACGUGUCGCGUCACCGGAUACGCGCUCCUGUUACUAUAUUGUUUGAAAAACACGGUAACGUGCCAGUUAUUGUUCGGUUCGGUGCAACGUGACGUCGGGAACGAUCAGUGCGCGCAGUGCAACGGACUCGCGUCGGCCGGGCCGCUGGCGCCGGUCGAAGGUCAAUUUCUUUCGAUGAGUGGAGGUUUAGUGCAUGUUUUAUCAUCAUGA